Molecule: messenger RNA, 1031 nt
Organism: Phytophthora sojae
Lineage: Eukaryota; Oomycota; Peronosporomycetes; Peronosporales; Peronosporaceae
Exons: 1
Coding region: 48-1031 (327 amino acids)
Molecular function (GO): phosphatidylinositol binding
Source: RefSeq, a predicted model, not a curated record
UCCGUGUCCAACGCAACGCGCUACAGGUAAGGGUGAGGUGCUACUGAAUGAGAAAAGCGAGAGCGAACAGCAGCAGCCAGACGGAGCUGACGCUGGUCGAGGCCACCAGGCGGCCUCGACGUGGCCUGGUGAUCAACAGCUUCUCGUGCGCCCCAGCCACGGGCGUCUGGUACUACCGAGUGGACGUGUCCGCGUACGAAGAGGAACUACUGUCGACGUUCAUCGAUGAGAAGGAGAACGAAAACGACGAUGGCUCCAGCGACGACGGUCGCAGAUCCAGUCACACUGACUCACGGGCAGACGCGGACGUGGAGCACUACUCCAUCCUGAGACGCUACAACGACUUCCUGCAGCUGUACGAACAGAUCCGCUCUGUGGUCAUUGCUACCGAGGGAAAUGCAUGUAGUUUGCCUCCGUUCCCAGGCAAAGAGUACAUAUCAUCGGCGCUGAUUGGUUUGCUGUGGCGCGGGUCGUCGUCGAAGACUGUACUGGAAGAACGACGCGCCAAGUUCGAGGUGCUGCUGCAGUGGAUUGAGAACCACCCCAUUGCCCGCAACUGCCCGGCGUUCAUGAUGUUCCUGGGUAAACCUCCGCAGACCACAGACGGCUACGUCAGCCUAAAAGAGUACGCGUCGCCAGACUGGCUGUCGUCGCUGCAGCAGGUGACGCAGGGCGUCGAGGGUCGCAAGCGCCGGUACUCAGCCGGUAGCUCAGCUAUCCGAUCCAUGCUGGAGAGAUCCACUUCGGAGGCGUCUGGGCGUUCUCAUCGCCCACGUCUUCAAGCUGUUAAGGAGGUGUCUUCAAAACGUGUGCUAGGCAAGCGUCGGAAUCGUUCUGCUCACCGCACUCUGCGUGUCGAGCCGCCGUGUAAGAAGGUGGCGCUGCCUGUUGCAGUAGCAAGUGCUAUGGACAGCCAGAAGCUGCCUAACGCAGAACAAGUUCCCCUCGUGCCACAGACUUUGCGUAGAGAGAAACGUUGCUCAAGUGGAAAGCAACACCUGAACGAGGAGAUUCAUAGCGUGACCGUUUAA